Molecule: messenger RNA, 3913 nt
Organism: Clarias gariepinus (North African catfish)
Lineage: Eukaryota; Metazoa; Chordata; Actinopteri; Siluriformes; Clariidae
Product: sarcoplasmic/endoplasmic reticulum calcium ATPase 2
Exons: 23
Coding region: 484-3681 (1065 amino acids)
Biological process (GO): calcium ion transmembrane transport; intracellular calcium ion homeostasis
Cellular component (GO): membrane
Molecular function (GO): ATP binding; P-type calcium transporter activity; ATP hydrolysis activity
Source: RefSeq, a predicted model, not a curated record
GGUUAACGCAAUUGGUUCGCUCGAUUUCACGGGCUGAUUUUCUGCAUGCUGAUUGGACGGGCGGUCCUGCGACAGAACGCGAUGUUAAUAAUGUCAUCCUGUGGCCUGGCACUGAAUAAAACGAUGCUGCUCAUUUAGAUUAGAUUGGAGAAAGAGGGAGAUCAAAAGCGUCGGGUUUCUGAUCGUAUACGAUUAUUUUACAGUUAGAAACGUAGUACUCUGACUAAACAUUAACUGAAAAAAAAAAAUAAUGCGUGGAUUUAAAUUCUGCCUGUGGAUUUUAAUAUGAUCAUGCAGAAUUUUCUGGGAAAUAGAAGCUGAAAAGGAUUUUCCUCCGGACCGCUGCUGAAUCAGGAACCGACUAGCUUCAUAGGUAAAAUACAAGCAAUCAGUUUGAGGAUUUUUGGGUGAUAUUGGUGUGUUAGAUUACUGGUGUAACGGUGCUCAUCGGUUUGCAGAAGAAGCGAGAAUAACUGAAGUGGGAUGGACAAUGCCCAUACUAAGACGGUCGAGGAGGUGUUGGGGUACUUUGGAGUGAACGAGUCCACAGGUUUGAGCAGUGAGCAGUUGAGGAAGAAUCGUGAGCGAUGGGGUCCCAACGAAUUACCAGCAGAAGAAGGGAAGUCUCUGUGGGAAUUGGUGCUGGAGCAGUUUGAGGAUCUGCUCGUGCGGAUUCUGCUGCUGGCAGCCUGCAUUUCCUUUACUCUGGCCUGGUUUGAAGAAGGGGAGGGCACCAUCACUGCUUUCGUAGAGCCUUUUGUAAUCCUCCUCAUCCUUAUUGCUAACGCCAUCGUGGGGGUGUGGCAGGAACGCAAUGCAGAAAAUGCCAUUGAAGCCCUGAAAGAAUACGAGCCAGAAAUGGGGAAGGUAUACAGACAGGACAGGAAGAGCGUACAGAGAGUCCGAGCCAGAGACAUUGUGCCUGGUGACAUUGUGGAAGUGGCAGUGGGGGAUAAGGUUCCAGCAGACAUCAGACUGACCUCCAUUCGUUCCACCACUCUGAGAGUGGACCAGUCCAUUUUGACAGGGGAGUCUGUCUCGGUGCUCAAACACACCGACCCUGUCCCUGAUCCACGUGCUGUAAACCAGGACAAGAAAAACAUGCUCUUUUCUGGCACAAAUAUUGCAGCAGGGAGAGCAAUAGGUGUCGUAGUGGCCACCGGGGUGCAGACAGAAAUUGGCAAAAUCAGGGACGAGAUGGCAGCUACAGACCCAGAGAGGACUCCUUUACAGCAAAAAUUAGAUCAGUUCGGAGAACAACUCUCAAAGGUGAUCACAGUGAUCUGUGUGGCAGUAUGGGGCAUUAACAUCGGACACUUUAGUGAUCCUGUACAUGGCGGCAGCUGGCUGAGAGGAGCUGUGUAUUAUUUUAAGAUCGCCGUGGCUUUAGCCGUAGCUGCCAUCCCAGAGGGUCUUCCUGCUGUAAUCACCACUUGCCUGGCUUUGGGCACACGUCGGAUGGCAAGGAAGAACGCUAUUGUUCGCUCGCUGCCUUCUGUGGAGACUCUGGGCUGCACGUCAGUCAUCUGUUCUGACAAAACUGGCACUCUCACUACUAAUCAGAUGUCAGUAUGCAGGAUGUUUGUCGUGGAGAAGGUCACAGGCGAGAGAUGUGUUCUGAAUGAGUUUACAGUGACUGGAUCUACUUACGCACCUGAAGGAGAUGUAUAUAAGGAUGGUGUAGUGGUGCGCUGUAGUCAAUAUGAUGCCCUGGUGGAACUGGCUACAAUCUGUGCCCUGUGUAAUGAUUCCUCUCUGGACUACAAUGAGAGUAAAUGUGUGUACGAGAAGGUAGGGGAAGCUACAGAAACCGCUCUGUGCUGUCUGGUGGAGAAGAUGAAUGUGUUCGACACAGACCUGAGGAGUCUCACCCCAGUAGAGAGGGCUACAUCGUGCUGCUCGGUGAUAAAGCAGUUAAUGAGGAAAGAGAUAACACUGGAGUUUUCUCGAGACAGAAAGUCCAUGUCCGUCUUCUGCUCUCCAAACAAACUCACCCGCUCUGCCACAGGAGCCAAGAUGUUUGUUAAGGGGGCACCAGAGAGCGUUCUGGAGCGUUGCUGUUGGAUCCGGGUUGGCAGUGGGACAAGGGUACCUUUGACCUCUGACCUUAGGGAACAGCUCUUAGGCACAGUAAGAGAGUGGGGCUCAGGUCGUGACACCUUGCGCUGCCUUGCCAUGGCAACCAGAGACUCACCGCCUGACCCCCGAACCCUAAACCUGGAGAACUCAUCUGCUUUCUCUGAGUAUGAGUCGGAGCUGACAUUUGUGGGGUGUGUGGGGAUGUUGGAUCCCCCGAGGAAGGAGGUACUCAAUGCGGUUCGCAUGUGCAGGCAGGCUGGGAUACGCGUCAUUAUGAUUACUGGCGACAAUAAAGGCACAGCCCUGUCAAUUUGCCGACGUGUUGGGAUCAUUACAGAGCAGGAGGAAGAGGAGGCAGAGGGCGCACCCUUUGGUGGAGGGCUGACCGGACGAGAGUUUGAUGAAUUGCCACCCCACCUGCAGCGCCAAGCCUGCCACACUGCCCGCUGCUUUGCCCGUGUUGAGCCCACUCACAAGAGUCGCAUCGUAGAGUACCUACAGAGCCUAAGUGAUAUUACAGCUAUGACGGGUGAUGGAGUGAACGAUGCCCCUGCUCUGAAGAAGGCUGAGAUCGGUAUAGCCAUGGGCUCUGGGACAGCGGUGGCAAAAUCAGCGUCUGAGAUGAUCCUAGCUGAUGAUAACUUCUCCACCAUAGUAGCUGCAGUGGAAGAGGGUCGAGCCAUCUAUAACAACAUGAAGCAGUUUAUCCGCUACCUCAUUUCCUCUAACAUUGGAGAGGUGGUGUGUAUUUUUCUGACUGCUGCUCUGGGCAUGCCUGAGGCUCUCAUCCCGGUACAGUUGCUAUGGGUCAAUCUGGUGACAGACGGCUUUCCUGCCACUGCCCUCGGCUUCAAUCCCCCUGACCUGGAUAUCAUGUCGCGGCCACCGCGGUCUCCCAAAGAGCCCCUCAUCUCUGGCUGGCUUUUCUGCAGAUACCUCAUCAUUGGCUGUUAUGUCGGAGUAGCUACAGUGGGUGCUGCGGCUUGGUGGUUCAUGGCGGCCCACGAUGGACCGAAACUCUCUUUCUAUCAACUGUCUCACUAUCUGCAGUGCAGUGAGGGACAUUCUGACUUCGCAGGAGUUCAGUGCUCUGUGUUCGAGUCGCCGUAUCCUAUGACUAUGGCUUUGUCAGUUCUAGUCACCAUAGAGAUGUGCAAUGCCCUCAACAGCCUGUCUGAGAACCAGUCUCUGUUGAAGAUGCCUCCCUGGUCGAACCCCUGGCUUGUAGGCGCUAUCUGCCUCUCAAUGGCCCUGCAUUUCCUCAUCCUGUAUGUGGAUCCACUUCCUAUGAUUUUCCAGAUCCGGCCGCUGUCCUGGCCGCAGUGGGUUACCGUACUGAAGAUGUCCCUGCCGGUUAUCCUGAUGGAUGAAGCAUUGAAAUUCUUAGCUAGAAAUUACAUUGAGCCAGGGAGUGACCUAGAGCGCGAAGAAGACGAGAGACAGCACCAUGACCAAGGUGUCAGCAGCGGAUUCGCAGGCCUGACUGGCAAAAUACGACGAGGUCUAAAGGGUGUUUCAUGGGUGUUUGUGUUCAUCUCCGCUCCCCUUUUGUUUUGGAUCUACAGCCUGGACUCAGAUAUUACAAACAUCUUCUGGGAAUAGAGACAGGGAGUGACAUCUGAAAAGAAGGAUUUUUACUAUUUAAGUUAAGAUUAAAUAAAGGGGGCGUUAAAAACAGAAGACCAAAAAAGAAAUAAAAUAAAUACCUAAGCAAAAAAGGGAAAUGAAAAAGAAUUUUGGCCAUGGACAAUCAGAAUUAGCAGGAAGAUAAGAACAAAGAGUAAAACAAGAAAGGAAGGCAACUGUCAUAUUUAGUCCAGUCUCAUUUUGUGUU